CAACUGAUGGUGUAUUUUGGUAUUAUUUUCGUUUUGGUUGUUGUUGUUGCAACUGCUCUUGGUGUAGUGGUUGUUGUAAUUGUAGUACCCAUGUAAAGGAUGAUUGCUGAAUUACUUAAUUACAAUUGGAAUUAGAUUAAAAAAAAUACAUUUAAGGACUGUGGAAGAAAAAGCAGAACACAUCUGUGCUCUGACCCUACUGUAAAGCCCUCUAAUGGCUGCCCCAGCUCACCUUUUACCUACUGACUGCUGUCUGAAUUAUUGAAGGCUUUUGGCUUAAGUUCCUCUAUAGUGAUGAAGAGUGGGUCAGGGUUACCAUGCAACGGGUUCAAGGAAGGGCUAAGUUAGUGAGAUGAACACAAACCAAAGUUUUAUGAUGUUGUACAUUGAGAAAAAGAUGCAAAUAUUUAGUGGUGUGUUCUUACUUUGCUCUUUGCCAAUAUUGUCAUUUUUCUUUUGCAGAUACAGUUGCAUCAUUCUCCAUCAUGUAUGACAGCCCUCCUGUGUACAGUCCACCUUACAGCACCACUUCCCAAAACUUCUUCCCUGUGAGGAGCGUCAAUUCCCCCCAAAGCCAGUAUGCUCCGUACACCUACAGCGUCCCUCCAGACUCCUACUACAUGGAAGGAAGGCCUCAACACUUCUACCGAUGGUUUUCUCCUCCUGGCUUGGUCAAAACAUUCCAGGGCCUCACUGUGCUCCUGUGUUUCCUCAUCUUUGCCUUUGUUGCUUCAACCCUGGUCUGGGACAUGAAUGGAUUUGGGUACGGGGGUUACGGCGUCGGGAGUGCAGGAAGUGUUGCCGGCACGGGGACGGGCUAUUAUGGAGGAAGCUACGGCUACGGCGGCUCCUACAUGACGCCGCACUCUGCCAAGUCGGCCAUGAUCUCCAUGGCGGCCAUCAACUUCUUGGUGUCCCUGGGUUUCCUCAUAGCAAGUUUCUCACGGUCCAGGCUGAUGAGGGGAUGCAGUUUCUAUCUGACAGUGUUCAUCUGUGACAUCAUUCUGGCUAUACUUCAGGGAAUCAUCGACAUCAUAUUUGUGAUUGGAGUGAACCCCAUGUCUCAGAGCUCACAGAGCAUGCUCUAUAACCCCAUGCUGAUGAUGUGUCAGAACUUCCAGGGUAGCCCCAGCCUGAGUGGCAGCGUGGGACCUGGGGGGCUCCCUAUGUAUAAUCAGUACCUGAAACACUACUGCUACAUGGAUCCUGAAGAGGCUGUAGCCUUGGUGCUGGGUCUGCUGGUGGUGGUGGCCCUGUCUAUAUCUGCUUACUAUGCAUAUAAGACCCGCAGCAAGAUAUGGAGGCACGGCAAGGCUAAUAUCUACUGGGACGACCCAGUUGUCAGACCAUCAGAGGGGCAGGAUAUACAGGACUGGCAGGCACCAACUACUGUGGCAUCAGAGCAACCAGCACCUGACCUGAGGACAGAGAACAGUGUGGUCUCCUUUGACAACGCAACCGUCAGCAUCCACAGCAACGGCAACUAUAAAAGCAACUACUUCUCUGCCAACUCCAGUCACCGUGAAGGUGCUGAGCCACUGUGUCAGAAAACUGAAGUCACAGUUUACUCCAGCAGCUCCUCGGAGGAGGUGAACAGCUUCCAAAAACCCCCUCCUCCGUAUCACGUUGACAGGAAAGCGAGGAAGAAUCGGGAGCCACGCGGUGCUGCUCAGGCGGCGGUGGAGUCUCAGUAUGAAACUGGAUAUACCACAGGAGACACUGGCAAUGAGCUGGACCGGGACCACACGGAACAUCUUUACAGGUUGUACCCAGAAAUAACUUCAGAUGAACAGCGACAGCAGUACAAGAGGGAGUUCGACUCUGAUCUGUCCCACUACAAGAGUCUGUGUGCAGAGAUGGAUGACAUCAGUGACCAGAUGAACAAACUGAGCCGAGAGAUGGACACACUGGACGAAGACUCCAUCAAAUACCAGGGUGUGGCAGAAGAGUACAACCGACUCAAAGACUUUAAAAAGACACCAGAUUACCAAGCUAAGAAGAAGCAGUGCAAACAACUUCGACAAAAGAUUUUCCACAUCAAACGUUUGGUAAAAAUCUACGACGAAGGCAUGUGUUAAUGAUUCUCAGUACAGACAGAGCUGGACGUUGACAUUAUUUUCUGCUGUAUAUACCACAACAGUCUGACAGUAUUGGACAGUGUUGUUUACUCUGGAAUUACUUUGUCUAAACUACUGCAUUUCAGAAAGAAAAUAAUAAUUGUUAGAAAUCACUGUCCUGUUUUAUCGUUUGAUUUGACCUGUGUAUAAACUGAUACAUCAUGAAACACACAUCUGAUGAAGCUAACUGACUAUACAGUAUGUAGUCUUUGGUUGAGCAAAUAUAAUGUGUUCACAUUUGUUGUCAUACUUGGUUUUGCAUUUUUUUUGUUUUAUGUGUAGAAAAUAUUUUAUUUUUAUCAUUUAUAGAAGGAGCAUUUUUACAAGAUGAUUUUAUCAAUGUACAUAAGAAUGUAAUGCAAUUACAAUACACAUUUUAAAAUAAUUUUCAAGUGGAGUAUGUGGACUGUGUGAUUUAUCUGCGUGAUAAUGAAUUUUUCUCCCAAAAAAAAACAACACAAAUGAAAGAAGACAGAUCCAUCCACUCACUCGCCUACUAGUUCCUACACGGAAUUUGCUUGAAUGCCGUACAUCAGAUUGAUAGAAGACUUUGUUAAUGAAUUUAUAGGAGAUGGUGACGGAGAUGGAAACACUGUAGGUUGAGGACGUCGUUUAAAUAUGAGUACACUCGUACAUGUUGCACUGUUUAUUUGGCAUUUUUCAUACAGAUGUUAGAACAACACUUCAAGUAAUCUGAAAAAAAAAACAUAAGACACAUCUGACUUUAGAACUUUUUUCUCAUACAUUUCCAUAAACAUGAAAUCAGUAACACAAAGAAAACAACAAGAGUAUAUAUUUUUUUCCUCUUCUCCAUAUUUGGUGAGCGUUUGUCAUAGAGAAGAAAUUCCCAAUAGGCCGGCGGCAGACAAAGCAGAUUUUUUCAAAUGUAAAUGUUGAAAUGCAUUUGUGUUUAGAGUUGAUUUUUGUGGAAACCAACUUGAUCUGUGAAUUUUGUGGACUUGCCAUUUGAGGUGAAUCCCUGGAGGUAGGGAAACCAGGAGCCUCUGAGUCUUUGAUCACGAACACGAACUAAUUUUGGUGUGGUUGAAUUUCAUCCAAGUGCAUUUUCAUUUACUAAAAUGUGGUGUAAAAUCACUUACUAGAGUAGAGACAUCUCUACGUCACAGCUGCAGCAAAAGCACGAAGAUCAGCUUGUGUUUGCACAUCUUAAACAGAUGACAGAGGUAUUUUUUCCAUAGAAAUACAGAUAGAAAAAAAGGUUUAGGAAAUAACAGAGAGGAAUCACUUUAAAAAGAACCAUUACUUAAUGUGAAAGAAGGAAACUUAGCAACAUUUUCACAUGCAAAGGACAAACGGUUGACUGUUUAAUAUUUAUAUAUUUAUAUAUAUACACACAAUGCAUUUUUCAGAGGAUGUUUGAGCAGAGGCUGCUGUCAAAAAAAACUAAUCACUGACCAAAUUUGCUCAUUACUGUAAAGAUGACAUUUUACAAAAACGCCGACUCAAACAACUUUUUUUCCUUUAUCUUAAUCUUCCCCAUAGUCCGUCAAUCAAAAUUAAACAAAAACUGAUACCCCCCCCAAAAAAACCCAAACCAGAUGAAUGUUUUCAACACUCACAAGACACAGUUGACCAUUCAUUUAGAUUUUAUGAAAUUUAUAGCGAGCACAAAGGCAGUUGAAAAAGGCGGUUUCUGGUGAAGGACAUGUACAGAGGUUUGCGUUUAGGAAUUAUCAGAUUAAAGCAUUCUGAUGUCGUGAGGUAUACGUCACCCUGGCUUUUUCACUUCUUAGAAAUCUUAGAGUCGAGUGUCAGUGAACUGUUAGUGAAACUAUAAGUGUUGUUGACUCGACUCCUUUCUUCUACGUCAGGUACUAACUGUGUUUUAAAGAAGUCAUCAGAAGAUGAAGUGACAGACUUUGGUGAGAUUUUCUUGUUUUUUUCUUUCUUUUUUCCUUUAGAGCAGUUCAUUGGCGUCGUCCUCCACUGUUGAGGUAAGAGCAGUAAAAGUCAAAAUUGUCUUUUCCUACAAAGAGGCCCUCACUGUCGUUAUAUUCAGUUCACGCUGCACAGCUCGUUCUUAUAGGCAUGGUCAAAAUGUUGUUGGUUGUGUGAUAUAGUGUCACAAAUGCUGAGUCAUGGAGAAUUGUGUCCAGGGAGGAAAAAAAGAA
This is a messenger RNA of Cynoglossus semilaevis (tongue sole), 4249 nucleotides long. It is a transcript of the gene ocln1, whose product is annotated as occludin. Gene Ontology annotation, cellular component: transcription elongation factor complex; membrane; bicellular tight junction. The record is from RefSeq and is a predicted model, not a curated record. Gene Ontology annotation, molecular function: cis-regulatory region sequence-specific DNA binding. Gene Ontology annotation, biological process: bicellular tight junction assembly; snRNA transcription by RNA polymerase II; positive regulation of transcription elongation by RNA polymerase II. Lineage: Eukaryota; Metazoa; Chordata; Actinopteri; Pleuronectiformes; Cynoglossidae. The transcript is spliced from 8 exons. Bases 486 to 2078 code for a protein of 530 amino acids.